GGGAAUCCGCCCGGCGGAGAUCAUCCAGUUCCCUGUCAAGUCGGGGACCUCAGUUAUGCAUGGCACCCUUCAUCCUGUCGGCUUCAUGAGGGGGGUCAUGGCCCCGAAGGAUAGGUCAGUGCUGGCCCGCCUCGGGGAUGACAUCCUCGAUUAUAAAGUCGCGAGCUACAGCACUAUGGCUGCCUUGGCUGCUUCUGAGCAGGCCCGAAGGGUUGAGCAGCUGAGGAUUGCCAAGUGCCAGGCGGACGAGGCCCUGAAAAAAGCUGAUGAGGAGAAGGUCACCCUUAGGCAGAGGGUUGCUGAUGUAGAGGCGAGCCUUCGGCUGGAGAAGGAGGCCACGGAGCAAAGGCUCAAAGAUGCUGAGGCCAGGGGGAAAGCCGCAGCCGAGGAAAUUGCCGCAGUCGCCGCCAAGACCGCCGCCGAGGCCGCCGAUAUCGCCAAGGCCGAAGCGGUAGCUAAAGCUGAGAAGAAGGUCGUCGAGUCUUUUCUUGCCGAGGGCUGGAUGGCAGCUGAUUACGAGGGUUGGGUGGCCUCGGUGAUGGAGAAGAGGGUGGAUGCUUGGACCCAAGGCCCCGGGGCUAUGUGGCUGGCCCGGAAAGGCAAGGAUUACUACGAUGGCGGGGAGUUCUUCACUCAACGCUUAGUGUACCGGAGGCUGGCCCGGCAUUUGAAGAUAGAGCCAAAGGAUUUCAACCCCGCGGCGUAUGGUCUCCCCCUCCUUCAGCCAGACGUUAGAGUGCCACUUCCCCCGGGCGAAGAGAGACCAGAUCUCGAAGACUCGGAGCUGCUGGCAGAAGCCGAGGAUGCCGAGGAGGAGGUUGGGGAUGGCGCUACCUCCGAGCCGAAAGUUGAUGCGGCCCAAGGAACUCAGACUUAGGAAUUUUUUGAUGCAUCAUUUUGUAAUAGCUUGUAGCUUCCGGCUUCUGCCAUGUAACGCAAACCAAACAUUUUGUUGUUACUUUGAAUAUUGGUUUUUGCUAAUGAAUGAUUGUGCCUUCGGGCUUUUGCGAAUGAA
Cuscuta epithymum is the source of this 1015-nucleotide messenger RNA. NCBI's taxonomy places the organism in Eukaryota, Viridiplantae, Streptophyta, Magnoliopsida, Solanales, Convolvulaceae. The record is from the annotation of a GenBank genome assembly.